AGGGCACAGCACUUGCAAAGACAAAAACGGAUGCGCAUGGACGAUUUACAAUAAAAGGAAACUCGAAAGCGGAUAUGUUCGAUCCACAGUUCACUAUUAGCCACAAAUGUCGUACAAAGCUAUGCACACGCAGAAUGCUUCUCCGUAUUCCUGAGAAGUAUUUCACAUCCGGUUCCACGCCAAGCGAGUUAUAUGAUGUUGGUACUAUUGAUGUGAAAACAAAAUUCCCCACUGAAACAAAAACAUGUCCAACAUGA
Acanthocheilonema viteae is the source of this 257-nucleotide messenger RNA. The record is from the annotation of a GenBank genome assembly. Lineage: Eukaryota; Metazoa; Nematoda; Chromadorea; Rhabditida; Onchocercidae.